This is a messenger RNA of Tarenaya hassleriana, 1527 nucleotides long. RefSeq names its product protein DETOXIFICATION 52. The transcript has a single exon. Gene Ontology annotation, cellular component: membrane. Gene Ontology annotation, biological process: xenobiotic detoxification by transmembrane export across the plasma membrane. The coding region runs from base 1 to 1527 and encodes 508 amino acids. Gene Ontology annotation, molecular function: antiporter activity; xenobiotic transmembrane transporter activity. Lineage: Eukaryota; Viridiplantae; Streptophyta; Magnoliopsida; Brassicales; Cleomaceae. The record is from RefSeq and is a predicted model, not a curated record.
AUGGAAAACCCUGAUAUCACCACUCACAAGAACUUCUCAACCAAAACUGACUACGAAUCCGAACCCGACCCGACCCGCAUUCUCCCACCAAUCUCCCAGAUCACGAGAGAGGGCAAAGCCCUCUUCUCCUUAGCCUUUCCAACAAUCCUUGCGGCUUUGAUACUAUACGCCCGCUCUGCAGUCUCAAUGCUCUUCCUGGGCCAUAUCGGCGAGCUCGAACUUGCUGGUGGCUCGUUAGCCAUUGCCUUCGCCAACAUUACCGGUUACUCUGUUCUCUCGGGCCUUGCCUUAGGCAUGGACCCUCUUUGUUCUCAAGCCUUUGGAGCUGGAAAGCCGAAACUUCUAUCUCUAACCCUACAACGGACUGUGCUUUUCUUGCUCGCUUGUGCCAUUGGGAUUCUUGUUCUGUGGCUUAAUUUGGGGAAAAUCAUGGUCUUUCUCCAUCAAGAUCCGAGCAUUGCGUCUUUGGCUCAAGUGUAUAUUCUCUGUUCUGUUCCUGAUUUGCUGACCAACUCAGUUCUUCAUCCUCUUCGCAUUUACCUUCGUGCGCAAGGUAUCACUCACCCGCUAACCCUAGCCAUGCUCGCCGGCACAAUCUUCCACGUACCCAUCAAUCUAUUCCUCGUAUCUUAUCUCCAACUGGGUUUUGUCGGUGUCGCAAUGGCCGCUUCCGCUUCAAAUUUCUUCGUCCUCGUGUUUCUCGUGUGUCAUGUUUGGCUCACCGGGUUGCACAAAGCCACGUGGACGAACCCUAGCUCGGAGUGCUUCAAGGACUGGGGCCCACUAAUCAACCUCGCCGGUCCUAGUUGCGUUAGCGUUUGCCUCGAGUGGUGGUGGUACGAGAUCAUGACUGUACUAUGCGGUUUGCUUGUAAACCCUAAAGCCCCGGUGGCGGCAAUGGGGAUCCUCAUCCAAACAACGUCGUUGUUGUACAUUUUCCCGUCUUCAGUCGGAUUUGCGGUCUCCACCCGAGUCGGGAACGAGCUCGGUUCGAAUCGCCCGCGUGCUGCGCGUUUGGCAGCAACUGUCGCAGUUGCGUUUGCCGGCCUCAUGGGUUUAACCGCGUCUGCGUUUGCAUGGGGCGUAAGUAACGUUUGGGGGGGAAUUUUCACCGGAGACGCUGAGAUUACAAGUUUAACUGCAGCGGCGUUGCCGAUACUCGGGCUUUGCGAGCUCGGAAACUGCCCUCAAACCGUCGGUUGCGGCGUCGUACGGGGAAGUGCUCGGCCGUCCACAGCGGCGAACAUAAACCUCGCGGCGUUUUACCUAGUCGGAACACCGGUUGCGGUUGCGUUGACUUUUUGGGCCGGUGUUGGGUUUCGUGGGCUUUGGUUGGGCCUUUUAGCUGCCCAAAUUAGUUGUGCGGUUAUGAUGCUUUAUGUUGUGGGGUCCACAGAUUGGGAAGAAGAGGUGAAGAGGGCCAAGGUGUUGACGUGCACUGGAAGCGUUGACGUGGUGAUAACGGCGCAGGAUGAUAACGGCGAUGUGACGGAGCGGUUGUAUAUCGUCACUGUUGCUACUGACUAA